Messenger RNA from Leptidea sinapis, 2673 nucleotides. It is a transcript of the gene Fbxo42, whose product is annotated as F-box only protein 42. The transcript has 3 exons. NCBI's taxonomy places the organism in Eukaryota, Metazoa, Arthropoda, Insecta, Lepidoptera, Pieridae. The record is from RefSeq and is a predicted model, not a curated record. The coding region runs from base 172 to 1989 and encodes 605 amino acids. Gene Ontology annotation, molecular function: protein binding.
UAUGAGAAUUAAAAAUAAAAAUUGUAAAAAUAAGACACGAAUAGUAAAUACUAUUUUAUUUAACUUAAUAACUUUUAUGAUCCAUUGUUAACUAAUAACUAAUCAAUCCUGUUCUUAUUCUUAACUUAAUACAUUUUUAAUUUCAAUGUUUCAUUUUCUUGUUUUCUAAAUAUGGAACUCAUACACGAGUCGUUUAAGUUACAAACUAUUCAAAUAGGGAUUGAAGACCUUCCUGAUGAAGUACUUGAGUUUAUAUUAGGUUUCUUGCCACCAUACAAAGAUCUGCAAAAUUGUAAGAUUGUUUGCAGGCGUUGGUGUCAUUGUGCACAAAAUGUUCUAAGAAAGACAUCAUUGAAAUUGAUGAAAGCUGUUGGUGAAUUCAACAUUUUAUGGAAAAAUGUUACAUCAAAUGAUAUAAUCCCUACAAUAACAAAAAGAUUUUCCCAUGCAGCUUGUGUCCAUGAAAACAGCAUGUAUGUGUUUGGUGGCUGUACUACAAAUGCUACCUCAUUUAAUGACUUGUGGAGAUUUGAUUUAUCAAAGAGACAGUGGAUAAGACCCUUGGCAACAGGAACUUAUCCAGUACCAAAAGCCUACACAUCUAUGGUUAAUUAUAAGGACUGGUUAAUUGUUUUUGGAGGCUGGACAUAUCCUUCACUCUCUCAGUACUAUCAAAAUGUGACCAUGUUCAAUGAUAUUCACUUCUAUUGUGUCAGAUCCAAUAAAUGGAUUCUUACAAAUGCCAGUAAUCCACCACCACCUAUGGCUGGGCAUUCAGCUUGUAUAAGAGGAGAUGAAAUGAUUGUAUUUGGAGGGCUGGUUAUGGCAGCUGCUGUAAAUAUUCAAAUACAAUGCUCAAAUGAUGUGUGGGUACUGGAUAUAUUAACAUUAAGUUGGAGAAAGCAAAUGACAACAAAACCACAACCAUCACCUAGAUAUGCACAAUCAUUGAUCAGGUUAGAUGGUGAUCACUUAAUGCUGCUUGGUGGUGUGCAGACCUUGCAUAAUCGGUUUGUCUAUAGUGACUGUUGGACUCUAACUAUGAAGGGACCAAUCUGGACAUGGAAAGAGAUAUCAGUAAAAAAUAAUGAAUGGGCUUCAGCGAACAUUUGGUGUAAUCCGGCUUGUAGGGUUGGUGAUAAAGUUGUAAGUUUGAGCAGAAGCAGAAAUGGGUGGAAUACACCAAAACCAUUAGUAACAUCAGCUGUUCGACUCUCAAAUUUGAGUAGACCUGAAGGAGCACCUGUUUCAGUUAGGAUACAACAAAGUUUACUAAGACCUUUAGAUAGAGAUCAAAACAUUAAUGGUAGGAGAGGUGUGCUACCAAGACAACAACAAAAUAGGCAAGGCCAUGAAAACCAGCCAACAGAGCCUAGAGCGGGCCCCAGUAAUGGACACAGAAGUUCAAACCCUAACUUAGGUGAUAAUAUGGAUACUAAUGAUGCACAUUCUAGUCAAGAAACUAACUCAGAUUCAGUUAGCAGAGAAUUAACAUUAAGAAGAAAUAAAAAUAAGAAUAAAGGAAUGAAAAUUGUACGACAAUUACAAGAAGCCAAUAAAUAUAGAAUGGCUGCAUUUUCUUGUGACUCGACACAAAAUACACCUCCCGAAAAUGAUCUGAUAAAUCAAAGGCAAAUAGCUCAUUUAGAGAACAGAUUAGAAGCAAGAGUUGAUGAGGAGCAACCUAUCCCACCACCACCCCGGCAACAAACUGUAAAGAAACCUAAACGGAACACCCUAGCGAUGCAUGUCUUAGAUAUUUCUACUAUUGUUAAUGGCAAUUCAUCGAACUAUGUGUCAUGGCUAUGUCCACGUUUAGGAGAAAUGAAUGGAGCUCCUGAAGAAUUAGUAAUGUACUCAUUAGUGAAGGGCAAUGGUGAAUUAAUUAUGUUUGGUGGUGUACAUAAUGAUAUUAGUAUCUUGAAUGUUGAACAGAAUAUGUAUUCAAAUUCAAUACAUUUUAUAACACCUCCAAAGGAUGUGAUAUAAAGAUAGAUAUUAUCCUCUAUAAAAAAUAUAAAUAAAUUGACAACUUCAAUGGUCCUUGUAAAUCAAUAAUUUUGUAUGAAUAUGCUUAUUCCAAAAAAAAAGGUGUACCCAAAUUUAUUUUAAUGAUUAUCAAUCAACUGUAUCUUAUACUUAAAGAUGAAGCACAAAGAUCUUUUUAUUUAAAAAAAUAUUUUUUCAUAAUUAACCAUUUUUUUUACAAUCAUGCAGAAGUUCUAAUAAAUUAUAAUUGGUAUAAUUUUAGAUAUAGUGAAAAUUACAUGAGUUGAAUUGUAUUUUUUACAUUCAACCCUAUGUAGGUAUGUUAGUCAUUCAUAUUAUAUAUUAUGUUAUUAUUCAUUGAACCCUUGUUAUACUUUGUAUCUUACUUACUCAUAUUUCAAUAUGGUUGUUACAAUAGAAACUAAUACCUUGUGUUUAAUUUGGGAAAUUGAUAUUUUUUGUAAAUAUUUGCUGUUUGAGUCCAUAAAUAAAGAUGGUAAUCUAAUUAUCAAAACUCAUUUGUUGACUCUCUUGUCAUGUCAAAUUGCCUCUCUUUUUAAGCAGCUGGUAUUUCGUACUGUCACAUUCUAUGAUUCCUAGUUCUAAGUAAGUAGAAUUUGCACCAUUUUAAUUUCAACAUCUUGAAUUACCCAACAGCAACAAUACAAGAUAAAACAGUUGAAA